Messenger RNA from Salmo salar (Atlantic salmon), 1457 nucleotides. The record is from RefSeq and is a predicted model, not a curated record. Lineage: Eukaryota; Metazoa; Chordata; Actinopteri; Salmoniformes; Salmonidae.
GCAUGUACACACUGAAUUUUGAUUGGAUUGACAAAAAGUCAGUCACGUGAAACGUCAUAUUCCUGUGACGACGAACAGUUCUCCUUUGUUUUUGGCAGCUAAAUAGCAAACACAUGUUACUGAGAUUGAAUAACUAAUAAAAAGCAACAUAUUUACCAGUUUUUUGCCCACACUACAUAAUAAAUACAAAUCACCAAUGUUGUCUCUCUAGUGUCUGUCUCACUCUGAUGGUGAAGUCAAGAUGAGUGGUGGUUUGGCUCCCAGUAGAAGCACAGUCUAUGUGUCCAACCUGCCCUUCUCUCUAACCAACAGUGAUCUACACAAGCUUUUCAGCAAAUAUGGAAAAGUUGUGAAGGUGACAAUAGUCAAAGAUAAAGAAACACGCAAAAGUAAAGGUGUGGCUUUUGUGCUCUUCCUGGACAAAGAGUCUGCGCAGAGCUGCUUUAGAUCACUCAACAAUAAACAGUUGUUUGGAAGAACAGUGAAAGCGAGCAUUGCAAUAGACAACGGGCGAGCAACUGAAUUUAUCAGGAGGCGAAACUACACAGACAAGUCCAAAUGUUAUGAAUGUGGGGAUACAGGGCACUUAAGCUAUGCAUGCCCAAAAAACUUGCUUGGUGAACGGAACCCCGAAGAAGAAAGAAAAGAAGAAGAAGAAAAGGUUGAAGAGCCUGAUGAAGUAGAAGAGGAGGAAAGUGAGGAAGAAGGAGAGGACCCUGCUCUUGACAGCUUAAGUCAAGCCAUAGCUUUCAGGUAACAAGCACGACUUGAGGAGGAGCAGCAUAGGCGACAGCAGACGGCCUUCGUGGCUGAGGAGGCCGGUCAGGCUUCUACAUCAGACGACUCCAAGAAACCCAGGAUCAAAAAGAGUGUCUACUUCAGUGACGAGGAAGAACUGAGCGACUGAGGGGAUUUCACAGAUAUAAUUCAGACUCUUGAGUAGCAAAUAUUUGAAAAUGAACGGGACAUUCUGUUUGUCAAGAUCUGCAAGGGCAUCAUCGACCUGAGAAAAGACGAAGCAUGUGUUUGAUGAAAAGGGUUACAGUGUACCAUUGUUUAGUUUAGGUCCUCAACUGUUUCUGUAUCAGUAUUUGUUCUGAUCCUUAGUGUCCUUUAUAAUGAGGACUCAGCCACUGUUCUUUGCAGGCAUUGGGACAAUGUGAAUGGAGAUUAACUGUGUUUCUGCUCUUUUCUUUUCAACAGCUGUGUAAAUAUACCAUAGUUGUUUUACUGUCUUUUUUCACCCUUCCUAUGUAUGUCAAUAUUAGGGGAAAUACAACUAUUCUGUUUCAAGAUGGCCUACCACAUCCCCAUCUUUAUGUGAAUGCACAAUUUAUUUGAAAAUGGUAUUGAAACAUCAGUGAAAGAGUAGAACACCACAGAUAGCAUGUGGUUUUUCACAAUAAUGAACCACACUUUUGCUAAUAAAUAGGAAUAAAGAACAUUCAAGUCAUGAA